Messenger RNA from Prosopis cineraria, 2259 nucleotides. Its product is annotated as glutathione gamma-glutamylcysteinyltransferase 1-like. Gene Ontology annotation, molecular function: metal ion binding; glutathione gamma-glutamylcysteinyltransferase activity. Gene Ontology annotation, biological process: phytochelatin biosynthetic process; cellular detoxification of cadmium ion; detoxification of copper ion. The record is from RefSeq and is a predicted model, not a curated record. The coding region runs from base 171 to 1640 and encodes 489 amino acids. Lineage: Eukaryota; Viridiplantae; Streptophyta; Magnoliopsida; Fabales; Fabaceae. The transcript is spliced from 8 exons.
CCCGCGGAGGCACUCGACAAGCCUGAAACCCUAACGCUUGUUUAUUGAUUCAGAGUCGUUUGAUUUUCUUUUUUGGCCACAAUUGAUUCAGAGUCGUUAUAUCUCUUUUACCACGCAAUUUGACUCAGGUCGGUGUAAACUGUAAAGUUACAGUCAAUUGAUCGAAGAAAAUGGCGAUGGCUGGGCUGUACAGGCGGUUACUUCCUUCUCCGCCUGCAGUAGAAUUCGCUUCAUCCGAAGGAAAGCAACUUUUUGUUGAAGCCAUUCAAAAUGGAACAAUGGAAGGCUUUUUUAGAUUAAUUUCUUAUUUUCAAACACAAUCAGAGCCUGCAUACUGUGGAUUGGCAAGCUUAUCCAUGGUCUUGAAUGCUCUUGCUAUUGAUCCUGGAAGAACAUGGAAAGGUCCUCGGAGAUGGUUUGAUGAAUCUAUGUUGGACUGUUGUGAACCUCUGGAGAGGGUCAAAGCCAGAGGUAUCUCAUUUGGGAGGCUUGUAUGCUUGGCUCAUUGUGCAGGAGCAAAAGUUGAAGCCUUUCGUGCAAAUCAAAGCAACAUUGAUGACUUCCGUAAAUAUGUCAAGAGGUGUUCGACUUCUGAUGAUUGUCAUAUAAUCUCUUCUUACCACAGAGCUGCUCUCCAUCAAACCGGAACUGGUCAUUUUUCUCCUAUUGGUGGCUAUCAUGCUGGAAAGGAUAUGGCACUUAUUCUGGAUGUUGCACGUUUCAAGUAUCCUCCUCAUUGGGUCCCACUUGCCCUUCUCUGGGAAGGCAUGAACUAUGUUGUUGAAGACAUUGGACAACCUAGGGGGUUCAUGCUUAUAUCAAGGCCUCACAGGGACCCUGGUAUGCUCUAUACUCUGAGCUGCAAACAUGAGAGUUGGAUUAGUAUCGCAAAAUUCCUGAUGGAUGAUGUUCCCCUGCUACUAAAAUCAGAGGAUGUGAAAAACGUUCACAAGGUUCUCUCAGUUGUAAUCAAUUCGCUUCCAUCUAAUUUUGGGGAUUUUAUUAAGUGGGUUGCAGAAGUCAGGAGGCGAGAGGAUGGUGGUCCAAGUUUGAGUGCAGAGGAGAAAGCUAGGGUUUCUGUUAAGGCAGAAGUAUUGAAACAGGUGCAGGAGACACAGCUUUUUAAACAUGUCACUUCUUUUCUAUCAAAUUCUUGCUGCAAGCUGCCAUCACUUUCAGGUCAUGGAGACACCUUACCUAACAUUGCAGCAAAUGUUUGUUGCCAAGGAGCAGAAAUUCUAGGUGGGAAGCUUAGCUCAUCGGCAGUGUAUUGCUGUAGAGAAACAUGUAUGGAAUGCUUGAAAGCAGAGGGUGACAAGCCAAUCACAAUGGUUAGUGGGACUGUAGUAAACGGUAACAGUGAACAAGGGGUUGAUGUUUUGUUUCCUUCUCAAGGACCAUGUUGUGAUUGCUCUGGCCUGAGUAAGUACAUUGAGAUGCACCCAACUAGCAGUGACGUGCUAACAGCACUGCUUCUCUCGUUACCAUCUACAACAUGGGCUGGUAUCAAAGAUGGGCAAGUUUUGAAGGAAAUAGAUGAACUUGUUUCAAUUGAUAACCUUCCUACGUUGCUGCAAGAAGAGUCUUUGCUAUUCACCGAUUCACCGAUGUCAAUAUAUUUCACCAAUAGGGAACUGUGAACGUUAGUCCUAGGAAGUGCUUAAGCAAGGACAAUUUUGAGUUCAACAGAUGCCUCGACUAUUUUUCCUGCGCUGGUCCCCAUUCAAAGUGUCCUAUGAAGUAAACCUGGACUAUUGUCUAUACAAUCUGGGGGUACUUGCCUAUAAUGAAUGAACUGGUCAUUAACUGAAUCCGUUGUUGUCGCUUUGCAAAAUAUUGGCUUCUGUUGCUAAUUCUACCCUAUCCCGUUCCUACUCAUUUCUUAUCAUAAAUAUAUCCAUAUCAGGUUUUGCACUUAAGACGUCAACUUCACAUGCUAAAGAAAUGUCAAGAGAACAGGGUGGAUGAAGAUCUCGGUGCACCUCUCUCGUAGCAUCUCCUUUUCUCGUGAUCUUCAACGAGCCAAAAUCUCUAAGCUGGGAUCUCGUGUCAGCAGGCAUUGAAUUCAAUAAUUCAGGCACACCUUGCCGAAACGCGUUCUUGUUUCCAGUUAUGAAUCCAAAAUAACAGGCAUCUGGAACCGCUUUCGUGAAGAGUACCAAGGGGUCAGUUUCGAGAUUUAGGUUAAUCGUGUUGUACAACCUGCUGAAUUUAUCGCUGAAGACGUUCUGCGCAAAUGAGAUUCAAGAAUCUAGAAAA